AUGGACGUUGACUACGAGGAUGAUGCGCUUGAGGAGGGAGCCCGACCUGCAGGACGACGUAUGAAGGGCCGCGGCGGCGAGGAAGAUGACCGUUACGCUGGGAAGGCCGGCAAGUUCGAGAGGCUGGAUGAUGACGAUGCCUGGGGCCUCAGCCGAGAUGCGAAUGGUCAAAGUCGGAGAAGCUGCAUCCGUCACAACAGGAUGUUCCCAUGGCGCCACGUUCUUCGCGUCGCUUGCCUGGCGGCGCUGUCCGCCUCUGCUGGAUUGGCUUCGGUGGCCUUCAACACCCAGGGCCGGCUGCAGCGGGGAAAGGCACCGACGACCGCGACAGCGAAAGCGUCCUGUCUGGUGCCGGUGUAUCAAGGCAUGUCCUUGCUGCAACAGGUUGGCGACCACAUGGAACCGGUGCUGCUCACCGCACCGCUGCCGGGCGGUGAGGCGCCCGUGUGGCUGGGCCGCGGGGAGGGCGACUUGCGCGAGCUGCAGGAGAAGUUGGGGGUGGAUCCCAUGGAUGGUUUCUGGAUGUUGGACCUUUCCCCGCUGCCCAGCGCCCCGAGCGCCGCGGUACUGGGCGUGUCGUCCAGCGCCCGCUGGGCGAAGUUGCGCGACCGCCGCGCCGUGCCGGCGCCGCUGGAUCUGCUGGCGCCCGACUGCGCGGCGCUGCUGGCGCUGGCCAAUGGCAUGGCGCAGUGGCACCGCGGCGUGCGCUUCUGCGCCAAAUGUGGAGGCCCCACCGAAGCGCACCGGGGCGGCCUGAACCGCCGCUGCAGCGCCUGCGGAAGCCGCUUCCGGCCGCGCGUGGAUCCUGCGAUGAUCGUCCUGGUGACGCGCGGGGAACGCUGCCUACUGGGCCGCAAGGCCGUGUGGCCGCCUGGGCGCUUCUCCGCGCUGAGUGGCUUCGUGGAGCUCGGCGAAAGCCUCGAGGAGUGUGUGGUGCGCGAAGUCCGCGAGGAGUCAGGUGUCGCGGUGGACGCUGCGUCCAUUCGUUUCGUGGCCUCCCAGCCCUGGCUCUUCCCGCGCUCGCUGCUGCUGGGCUUCACCGCCCAGGCGGAGAAUGAACGGAUCGAAGUGGACCAGGAGGAGAUGGAGGAUGUGCGAUGGUUUGAAGCCAGCUACCUGCGCGCUGCCCUUGCCGACAAAGAUGCGGCAGAUGGGUUUAAUAUUCCUUCCAAGACCUCCUUGGCACAUCGUUUGAUCACGGGAUGGUUGAAAGACGUCGAACAGCAGAGAUAGAAAAUGACAGAAA
Messenger RNA from Cladocopium goreaui, 1246 nucleotides. The record is from the annotation of a GenBank genome assembly. NCBI's taxonomy places the organism in Eukaryota, Dinophyceae, Suessiales, Symbiodiniaceae.